GGCUCACCCCGGCGCCUGAUGGCAGGAAGAGGUACAGUGACAUCUUCCGGAGCCUGGACAACCUCGAGAUCUCUCUGGGGAAUGUGGCCCUCGAGAUGCUGCCUGGAGACCCCGGACUCUCAGCAGACCCUGAGCCUGACAAGGCCCCCACAGCCACGGUGGUGAGUGGGGUCGAGACCAGCGAAGCCAGCUGUUGGAGCUGCCCCUCCAUAGAGAGCCCUGCACCUCUUUCGGGAGAGGAACUGGACCUGCGGCUCAUUCGGACCAAAGGGGGCGUGGACAUGGCGCUGGAUUAUGCCAAGACCUGGAGCCGCUACGCCAAGGAGCUGCUGGCCUGGACCGAGAAGAGGGCCAACUACGAGCUGGAAUUUGCCAGAAGUGUCAUGAAGAUCGCCGAGGCUGGCAAGGUGUCCAUCCACCAGCAGAGCCAUAUGCCGCUGCAGUAUAUCUACACACUCUUCCUGGAGCAUGACCUUAGCCUGGGAGCCCUGGCCGUGGAGACGGUGGCCCAGCAGAGACGAGACUACUGCCAGCCCCUGGCCGCCAAGCGGACAGAGAUUGAAAAGUGGCGCAAGGAGUUCAAGGAGCAGUGGAUGAAAGAACAGAAGAGAAUGAACGAGGCGGUGCAGGCGCUGCGGCGGGCCCAGCUACACUACUUCCAGCGCUGCGAGGACCUGCGGGCGCGCUGCCAGGGCUCCCCGGAAGACCCGGCCCCCCAGGCCUCGCCAGGCCCCAGCAAGCAGCAGGAGCGGCGUCGGCGAUCGCGGGAGGAGGCCCAAGCCAAGGCGCAGGAAGCCGAGGCGCUGUACCAGGCCUGCGUGCGCGAAGCCAACGCGAGGCAGCAGGACCUAGAGGCGGCCAAGCAGCGGAUCGUGUCGCACGUGCGCAAGCUGGUCUUGCAAGGCGACGAGGUUCUGCGGCGGGUGACCCUGGGCCUGUUCGGGCUGCGGGGGGCGCAGGCGGAGCGGGCCCCCCGCGCCUUUGCGGCGUUGGCCGAAUGCUGCGAGCCCUUCGAGCCCGGCCAGCGCUACCAGGAGUACGUGCGGGCGCUGCGGCCCGAGGCCCCGCCAGCCCCGCCGCCUGCCUUCUGCUUCCAGGAGUUUGCGCCCCCUGCGCACAGCUCCCCUCUGGACACCAGAAAGAAGCUCUCGGGGCCCCCACCUCCGAGGCUGGACGAGAGUUUGGCUGAGCCGGGUGCUUGGGAGGACCCAGGCGCAGGCAGGCAGGGGACCGCAGGCCCCGCUCCAGGCAGUGAUGUGGACAGCGUGGGCGGUGGGAGCGAGUCCCGGUCCCUGGACUCCCCCACUUCCAGCCCAGGCACGCGGCGGCUGGUGAAGGUCUCGUCCACAGGCACCGAGUCCUCCGAUGACUUUGAGGAGCGAGAUCCCGACCUGGGAGAGGGGCUGGAGAACGGGCUGGGCAGGAAGUGGACGCUCUCCCUGGCGGCUCAGACCCACCGGCUGCGGCGGCUGCGGGGCCCGGCCAAGUGCCGCGAGUGUGACGCCUUCAUGGUCAACGGGAUCGAGUGCGAAGAGUGCCUCCUGACCUGUCACAAGCGCUGCCUGGAGACCUUGCUGAUCCUCUGUGGACACAGGAAGCUCCCAGCCCGGACGCCUCUCUUUGGAGUCGACUUCCUGCAGCUGCCCAGGGACUUCCCGGAGGAGGUGCCCUUCGUGGUCACCAAGUGCACGGCCGAGAUCGAGCACCGCGCCCUGGGAGUGCAGGGCAUCUACCGGGUCAGCGGGUCCCGGGUCCGGGUGGAGCGGCUGUGCCAGGCUUUUGAGAACGGGCGCGCGCUGGUGGAACUCUCCGGAAACUCGCCCCACGAUGUCUCCAGUGUCCUCAAGCGAUUUCUCCAGGAGCUCACCGACCCCGUGGUCCCCUUCCAUUUGUACGGCGCCUUCAUCUCUCUGGCUAAGACCCUGCAUGCAGACCCUGGGGCCGACCCUGGGGCCCCCAGCCCCCGCCCUGAGGUCGUCUACUUGCUGAAGACCCUCUUGGUACAGUUGCCUCACUCUAACUACAACACCCUACGGCACCUGGUGGCUCAUCUGUUCAGGGUGGCCGCACACUGUGAGGAGAACAGGAUGUCUGCCAACAACCUGGGCAUCGUGUUCGGGCCGACGCUGCUGCGGCCAGCGGAGGACCCGCGGACGGCCGGUGCCAGCCCCGCCACCUGCCUGCUGGACUCGGGGUACCAGGCCCAGCUCGUGGAGUUCCUCAUCGUGCACUACGAGCAGAUCUUCGGGAUGGAUGAGCUGCCCCUGGCCAGCGAGCCCUUGACCCAAGACCCCAGCCCGGCCCCGGGGCCCCUCGCCAUCACCAGCCCCUGCCUCGCGCCAGCCUCGGGGCCAGGCCCGGAGCCGCAUCCCCACGGAUCCCUGGAGAAGCGUGGAGAGGACACGACCCCCGAGAGCCCAGCUCCACCGAGUGAUCAGAGGGAGGAAGUGGCGGAAGACACCAAAGACGAGGCCGAGGAAGAGACCAGCCAAGGCCCCGAAGACUCGUUCCUGGGGACACAGUCCCGGGGCCACUUCAGCCGCCAGCCCGUAAAGUACCCCCGGGGGGGCGUGCGGCCUGUCACCCACCAGCUGUCCAGCUUGGCGCUGGUGGCUUCCAAGCUGUGCGAAGAGACCCCCGUGGCCUCCGUGAACCCAGGGAGUUUGCGGAGGCGGGGGCCCAGCCCCCUGUGCCGCACCCCGCUGCCCAAACAUUUUGAGAUCACCCAAGAGACCGCCCGGCUACUCUCCAAGCUGGACAGCGAGGCUGUGCCCAGGACCGCCGGCAGCGCCGACCCCCAGCCAGAGGAAGAUGAGGAGCAUCUCUGACCACCCCUGGACCCUCUGCGGGGGGGCUUGGGACUGUGAAGAUGGACCCAUGUCUCGCGUGCCUGACCGCCCCCCCCAGCACACACCUGGGGCCAGAGCUCCACUUGGGGGGGGUUCCUAUAAAGACUGCGUGGCCUGGGGGAGGCCCAGAACCUUCCCAACACACACAGGUCAUGGCCAAAGCCUCAGGGCCGCUCCAGGUCACGGUCAGUAUCCAGGGUCCACCCCGGACUCUGACCCUUUGGGUGCCUUUUGCUGCUUGGUGUGGGCACUGCCCCACCGCCGCCUGCCUACUUCACCGAGCCAAGCCACCCACCAGUUCUUGGUGGGGGGGCAGCCAGACCCCACAGCCCCCUGGGUGCCCGGGAUCUGGUGGUUUCUGAAUAAAUGUCGCCCUGUGUA
Oryctolagus cuniculus (rabbit) is the source of this 3230-nucleotide messenger RNA. Lineage: Eukaryota; Metazoa; Chordata; Mammalia; Lagomorpha; Leporidae. The record is from RefSeq and is a predicted model, not a curated record.